GUAGGUCUGCGCGCUUUGAGCCAGCGUCUCACUUUCGCGUCCUCGCAGCGCUUGCCAUGUGGGUGUACGCGCUCGUGGGCGCGCUCCUCCUCCUGGGCAUUUGGAGAGCUCUAGGCACCCGGAGCGGCUCUUCCAACCCUUUCCGAGCAGAUUCAAGGCGGCCGCCCGCGCCUCUGGUGACCGACAAAGAUGCGCGCAAAAAGGUCCUCAAGCAAGGCUUCUCCAGGGACAAGGUUCCUGACAGCCUGGACGCCAUCGUCAUUGGAAGCGGCUAUGGGGGCCUGGCGGUGGCUGUGAUGCUCUCUAAAGCUGGGAAGCGUGUGCUGGUCUUGGAGCAGCAUGGGAAGGCAGGGGGCUGCUGCCAUACCUUCAACGAGAAAGGUUUUGAGUUUGACGUAGGGAUCCAUUACAUAGGGCGGAUGCAAGAGAAUUCUUCCCAGCGCAUGAUUGUUGACCAACUUACCGACGGGCAGCUCCAAUGGGCCCAGAUGGACUCUCCCUUUGAUACUGUUAUUUUGGGAGAUCCUGGCAACUGCAAGAAGUAUUACCUAUACAGUGGGAAGAAGAAAUAUACAGAAGGCCUAAAGAAACAAUUUCCUGGUGAAGAAGCUAAUAUUGAUAGAUUUGUGACACUUAUAAAGAAAACUGCCAGCGGGAGCACCUACAUGGGGAUUCUGAAAAUGCUCCCGAUGCCCUUGGUCUGGUUUGUGCACCACACUGGCCUGCUGGCCUGGAUCUCGCCUUUCUUUAGAAUGUCAGUCAAAAGCCUUUCAGAAGUGGUGGCUGAGCUGACGGCAAAUGCAGACCUGAGAGCCGUCUUCAGUUAUAUCUUCCCUACCUAUGGGGUGAUUCCUGCAGAGUGCAGCUUCCCUUUGCAUGCAAUCCUUGUCAAUCAUUUCUUGGAAGGUGCCUGGUACCCUCAGGGAGGUUCCAGUGAAAUUGCAUUUCACUCCAUCCCCAUCAUUGAACGCACUGGAGGGGCUGUCCUCACCAAGGCACCUGUGCAGAGAAUCUUGGUGGAUUCACAAGGAAAAGCCUGUGGUGUAAGCGUAAAGCAAGGUCAGGAUCUUGUCAACGUCUAUGCUCCUGUUGUGAUUUCUGAUGCCGGCAUCUUUAACACCUACGAACAGCUCCUGCCAAAGGAAUUGCGAACUUUGCCAGGUGUUCAGAACCAGGUCUCUAGGAUAGAUCAUAGCGUCGGAGGAUUCUCUGUCUUCAUAGGACUCAAGGGUUCCAAGGAAGAAUUGGGGUUGGAAGCCAAAAACUACUACGUCUACCCACACAACAACCUCAAUGAAGCGUUCACUUCUUACAUUAAUUCUUCAAGAGAAACUGCUCCAGAAAAGAUUCCUUUUCUGUAUAUUGGCUCUUCAUCAGCAAAGGAUCCCCUGUGGGAAAAGAGAUACCCAGGCAAGUCCACUCUAAUUGUCCUGACGGCUGCAAAAUACGAAUGGUUUGAGGAAUGGAAGGAAGAAAAGGUUUCUAAGAGGGGAGCGGUGUAUGAGGCCUUCAAAAACAGUUUUGUGGACAACAUAAUGGAAACGGUUUUGAAAGUUUACCCUCAAAUAAAAGAUCAGAUUGCGUGUGUCUCUGCGGGAACUCCUCUCACCAAUAAGCACUACAUAGCUUCUCCGCGAGGAGAGAUGUACGGCAUACACCACAGUAUGGCUCGCUUCCAGCCGGACUUCAUAGCAACAGUACGACCUCAGACCCCUGUCCCAAACCUCUACCUUACAGGUCAGGAUGUCCUUUUAGGUGGUUUCGCAGGAGCCCUUCACGGAGCCAUUCUCUGCGCUUCUGCUGUCCUGGAACGUAACCUCUACAUCGACUUAAUGUGGCUAGGCAAAAAAAUCAAAGCCAGCGAUGCCGAAAAGAGAAACUAAGCCUUCGGUCUCUACCACACAAAUGAGAUUUCCUCCUCCCUCCUCCCUUAUCAGGGAUCUGGAAGCUGCCUGCUUUUCUAGGUUCUUCAUGUCCCCAGCAGGGGAUGCUAACUGGUGCCAAAACUAUACGCCUUAGUGUUAUUGCACUCUGUUCCAGUGCUUGAGUUUUUGUAUUGGUGUGGAGAAAAUGAGCUGCUUCACCCAUGCAAAUUGCACGUGUACUGAAAAGAGGCACAAACUGGACGGCGCAUUUAGUUAACACACACACACACAACACUUCUGCAGUCACAACUGCACUUUCUCCAGCUGCCACUUGAUAGAAAUAGGUGCAACUGUCUCCAUGGUUCACCUGGUUCAUGUCUGUGCUUUUUGACGCUCUUGUAGGCCUAUGUCCACGUCAGAAAGGAGAAGAUAAACAGGCUUAAUAAUGAAGAAUGGAUGGUUUUCAAUGCAUUUCAUUAUAGGGGAGGCCAGGGUGUCUUGUAACACUAUCAUCAUCAUCAUUUUAUUUGUAUGCCGCUUUUCCACAAAAAGAAUCAGGCUCAAAAAAGAAAACAGGAAUACAUCUCAAAAUCAACCAGUGCCAAAACAAUUUUGUAAUAAUACAGUGGACCCUCUAGUUACGUACCUCACUGGAGACGUAACUUUUGGGUUACGAACGCGGCAAACCCAGAAGUAUAUACUUCCCGGUUUUGCCAUGCGCAUGUGCACAGAAGCACUCAAUCAAGCUGCAUGCAUGCGCAGAAACAGCGCCUCUGCCUACGAACUUUUCGGGUUGCGGACGAACCCCUGGAAUGAAUUUAAUUCGUGUCCGGAGGGUCCACUGUAUAAUAAACCAACAACAUAAUAGCAGACAUAACAUUAAAAGAGCAAUGUUUCAGUCCUGUAAUUAUAGCAUUAACAGCAUUACACUUCUCAGCAAUAGCAAAGUACAGUGGUACCUCAGGUUACAAAUGCUUCAGAUUACAGACUCCGCUAACCCAGAAAUAGUACCUCAGGUUAAGAACUUUGCUUCAGGAUGAGAACAGAAAUUGUGCUCUGGCGGCGCGAGGCCCCAUUAGCUAAAAUGGUUCUUCAGGUUAAGAACAGUUUCAGGUUAAGAACGGACCUCCAGAACAAAUUAAGUUCUUAACCAGAGGUACCACUGAAAUGGUUUUGACACAUUCACCUUCGCCUUAGAAACACCUUUCUUUCCCAAGAUGUCGCUGGCAGUAUAAAGAUACAAGGACCAGGAAAUGUAGGCUGAUGUCAAGUCAGGACAAGUUGAACCCGAGCAUUUAGUCUUCCCUUUCCACACACCCCAUCCAAUCUGUGUCUCCAUUCCUUGAGACAGAUAAGCACCUUGCUCAUGCUGUCCCUGUCCCUCCCUUUCCAAUUACCCUAGUAUUAAGGUCUCUGAACCUCCAAACCUCAGCCAUGUACACUGAAGCUUUCUUGCCCCAGGCUUGCAUAAAGUUCAGGCCUCCACUGCAUGCUGCCUGGCCCCAUAGCACUUGCCUUCAUUCCACAGAAGACAACCUCCCCGCAUCUCUUUUUCUCUGCUCCUAAAGUGGCUGCUCAAGGCAACAGGGCAUUGCAUAGCCUUUGUAACAACAAGCCGUUUUGUUCUUCUGUACUGAUGCUUCAACCAGCAAAGACAUUUUAAUUGCUUUCCACGAUAUUGUGUAAAUAAACUGUAUUCAUUUCUAUUGCGUCUGUUGGUUC
Zootoca vivipara (common lizard) is the source of this 3587-nucleotide messenger RNA. Its product is annotated as all-trans-retinol 13,14-reductase. Gene Ontology annotation, biological process: retinol metabolic process. Gene Ontology annotation, molecular function: all-trans-retinol 13,14-reductase activity. Gene Ontology annotation, cellular component: endoplasmic reticulum membrane. The record is from RefSeq and is a predicted model, not a curated record. Lineage: Eukaryota; Metazoa; Chordata; Lepidosauria; Squamata; Lacertidae.